Messenger RNA from Quercus robur (English oak), 447 nucleotides. Its product is annotated as receptor-like serine/threonine-protein kinase SD1-7. The record is from RefSeq and is a predicted model, not a curated record. Gene Ontology annotation, biological process: protein phosphorylation. The transcript is spliced from 2 exons. The coding region runs from base 1 to 447 and encodes 148 amino acids. Lineage: Eukaryota; Viridiplantae; Streptophyta; Magnoliopsida; Fagales; Fagaceae. Gene Ontology annotation, molecular function: protein serine/threonine kinase activity.
AUGUCACCCGAGUAUGCAAUGCAAGGAUUAUUUUCAAUAAAAUCCGAUGUAUUUAGUUUUGGGGUGUUGCUAUUGGAGAUCAUUACUGGCAAAAGAAACACCAACUAUAAUCAUAAUGGUCCCUCCUCAAAUUUGAUUGGACAUAUUUGGGACCAAUGGAAAGAAGGCAAAGCCAUGGAAAUAGUCGAUCCAUCACUAGGUGAGACAUAUCCUGCUAAUGAAGUAUUGAGAUGCAUUCAAAUUGGGCUUCUGUGCGUGCAAGAUCAUGCAACAAAUCGACCAGCCAUGUCGGCAAUUGUUUUCAUGUUGAGUAGUGACACAACCCUUCCUUCACCAAAGCAACCUGCAUUCAUUUUCAAGAGUACCUGCAAUACUAAAGGCCAAACAACCAUUGAAGGAGCUAAUUCUAUAAAUGAAAUAACAAUUACUAAAAUAGAUGGUCGCUAA